AUGUUCUCACUAUCUUCCAUCCUAUGGGUAAUUCCCCUUCUCAUUCUAACAAUCACAGCAUGCUAUCAAUUCAAAAACAUCGACCACCUCUUCGAAGCCUUGGAAGAUCGUUUCAUAUCAAACCGACCCCCAUGGGCAGCAGCCAUCCGAAAAGUCGCCAAGUUCAUGACACCCUUCAACAAAUGGAGGAAGCAAAUGCGGUGGUUCGACAAAUUGUACGCAGCACAGCAAAAGGAACACUCAGUCUUCCUACGCGAAAUCUACCUCCGUGAACGCGGCGACCUAUUACGAAAACGACGAGAUAACCCAGACGGUGGCGGCCUGACUCCCGCAGAAAAGCGAAUACUGGGAAUGCUUGAGGAGGAAUAUACGGCGAACGAAGAUCGGCAUGAAGAGGCUUAUGUGGCACUAUUUCAGACCUACACUACGAGGCCCUCGGGUGCUUGGAUACGGGAAUAUCAUAAUCUGACGGAGAGACAGCGGUGGAAUAGGAAGGUUGAUGAAUGUAGGGCUAAGGUCAAAGAGCGCAUCUUCCAGUUUCCGUUCGGCGAUCCCUGCAAAUCCAGGUCCUCCCUGGGCUGGACAGUUCACCCCGUGGCCUUCUUGCCACUACCACAGAAUCAAGCACAAAAUCACCGCAACAUUGCACAACAAACAGUCGAACAAGCUUUACGCGUAGGCAGGGUAGGGUCAACCUUCACAUACAUCCAGAAUCCUAUCUCUUUGCCAAACGGUGACAUCAUGAAGAUGCCUAGUAGGAUAUCGAUGGCCCAAAAGUUGGCCAUGACCCGGUUAGGGUGA
Aspergillus wentii DTO 134E9 is the source of this 801-nucleotide messenger RNA. RefSeq lists its product as uncharacterized. Bases 1 to 801 code for a protein of 266 amino acids. The record is from RefSeq and is a predicted model, not a curated record. NCBI's taxonomy places the organism in Eukaryota, Fungi, Ascomycota, Eurotiomycetes, Eurotiales, Aspergillaceae. The transcript is spliced from 3 exons.